AUGGAGCCUCAGACUGGAGCCACCACACCUUCAGUGUCAAUCUCGGAACCGUUGCCGGUCCAGAUAGAGCUACUGAAUCCUGAUGAUUGGAGCGGCAUCACGAGCUCCGCAGAGAGGAGGCGGCGGCAGAAUCGCGUCAACCAGCGCACGUGGCCAGUUACCGAUGAGGUCGGCCCUGCACGGCAGAUUGCUCUGGCCGACAGAGCCGAGCAUCUCGCAGUCACUAACAGGGCUGUGAUUCUGGCCCAAGGCUAUCUUCUUCUCCCGACUGCUGAUAGGCGAGCCAAAGCCCGGCUCUUCACCUCAAGCGCCUACAAUGACUACAGGAGCGGCGUCCCGCAGCCGGGAUAUCUUCCCGCCCUAACCCACCUCAACGUCCUCGACGCCAUGGCCCGCAACGCAGCAGUCAUUGGCUUCAGCAUUGAAGGCCUCUGCCGCGAUGACCUCAUCUCACCCUUCAACACGCAUGGACCCGGUCUCCCGUGGGCUGGUGAGAUAGCAGCGGCCUGUCCAGCAACUCUACUACCGACGCCGGUCCAGCAAACAAUCAUCCACCAUCCAUGGGUAGACCUAUUUCCGAUCCCACGGUUUCGGGACAACGUGCUUCUCGCCGUGGCCGCGGGUGUGUUGGAUGAAGACGAGUUGUGCGCAGAUAUGUUGAGCCUGGACAACGGUCGCGGUGAAAAUGCCUCCCUUAUUGUCUGGGCUGGGUCGUGGGAUCCUCGAGGCUGGGAGGCGUCUAUUCCUUUCUUGCGAAAAUGGGGAUGGUUGCUGACGGACUGUCGUGAACUUUGUUUGGCGACGAACGAAUGGCGUGACCGGAGAGGGGAGAAAAGACUGGUCUUCUAA
Fusarium vanettenii 77-13-4 is the source of this 849-nucleotide messenger RNA. RefSeq lists its product as uncharacterized. Lineage: Eukaryota; Fungi; Ascomycota; Sordariomycetes; Hypocreales; Nectriaceae. The coding region runs from base 1 to 849 and encodes 282 amino acids. The record is from RefSeq and is a predicted model, not a curated record. The transcript is spliced from 2 exons.